AUUCAAAUUGUUUGACAGUACAAAACAAGCUAACGUUGUGAAAUCAUUGUUAUUAUUGUGUGCAAAUUGUAAUCGAAAGAGUAUUAAAAAAUGCCAACGACGAACUAUGAUUCUCACAGCGAAGGCCCAGGCUUCGUGGGUAUUAGAUUUUGCCAAGAAUGCAACAACAUGUUGUAUCCCAAGGAGGACAAAGAAAACAAAAUAUUGCUGUACGCGUGCAGAAAUUGCGAUUACAAGCAACACGCAGAUUCCAAAUGCAUUUAUGUGAACAAAAUUAUGCACGAAAUUGAUGAGCUUACCCACAUUGUGCCGGAUGUAAUUUCAGACCCAACACUGCCCCGAACAGAAGAUCAUCCAUGUCCCAAAUGUCAACACAGGGAAGCAGUAUUCUUUCAAGCACAAACCCGAAGGGCUGAAGAGGAGAUGAGAUUGUAUUAUGUCUGCACAAGUCAGCAUUGCUCUCAUAGAUGGACAGAAUAAAUUUUAUACUUUAUUUUAUUUAAUAAUUGAUUAAACUACAUUUGUAUUUUUUGUAUUGUAAUUAAUAAUUUUUAUUGGAUCUUGAACGAGUAAACAUCGAUGGAAAUAUAACGUUGAAUUAGUGAAUAAUAAAUUUGAAUAGGGAAAAAA
Nicrophorus vespilloides is the source of this 630-nucleotide messenger RNA. RefSeq names its product DNA-directed RNA polymerase II subunit RPB9 (gene RpII15). Lineage: Eukaryota; Metazoa; Arthropoda; Insecta; Coleoptera; Silphidae. The transcript has 3 exons. Gene Ontology annotation, biological process: DNA-templated transcription; transcription-coupled nucleotide-excision repair; maintenance of transcriptional fidelity during transcription elongation by RNA polymerase II. Gene Ontology annotation, cellular component: RNA polymerase II, core complex. Bases 91 to 480 code for a protein of 129 amino acids. Gene Ontology annotation, molecular function: DNA-directed RNA polymerase activity; nucleic acid binding; zinc ion binding. The record is from RefSeq and is a predicted model, not a curated record.